AUGGACGCAUCUUCCCACGCCAGCUUCCGGCCCGAGUCGCCAAAGCCCAAUCCCAGAAUCCACUGGCACCAUGCCCGUCAGGCCUGGAAAGCAGAGGCUCUAACGGCGGGCUUGCCCGAGCCCGACAAACCCGCGUACUUAUUUGCUCCGACCUAUCCCGAGCUCACCCAUCCCAUCCGGAGACCCGACAUUCCUCUCAAGGGCCCUGGGCUUGCCUUCUGGUCGCACCCGCGGAGACGAGCCUUCUUGGCCGCCUUUCCCAAGCCCAAGCCAACCAGAGAGACCUGGGAGGUACUCAGCAGUCGCAAGCCGAAAUCCGCUCCAACGCUCCCAGAUGACUGCUUCGUAGGAAGAAAGCCGCCUCGUCCGAUAGACCAGGAGCGGAUCGCCAAGCUCAGCACGCCGCGGCCUGUCCACUCUCGACCAGAUCCACCGCCGGCCAUUCCGGUAAAGUCGAGAAAGGACGACGAGCCGUGGAAGCCUCCUGGUCCCGAGUACUGGGAGCACCUCUCCCGACCGAGGCGCCGCCGCUUUGAGGAAAUCCCGAGCUCUAUGCCUCCACCCAAGCCCGCUAGGCACAUCUCGCCCGAAACCUGGGACCGGCUCAGCCACUCGAACCGCCGCGAAAGGAUUCAGAGCAUCGUCAAUAUCGAAAAUGGCGAGCACGAACCGACCGAGCUUCCGGCCGUGGAUGUCGAGGACGACGAACCAGAUGCACAGAUCGAUCUCCGCACCGCCAAGGACGGCAUCACCGCCAACGAGCCGUCUGAUCCGUUCUUCUGGGAGAAACAGGGAUAUGAGUUUCCCGUACUUGGACACAAGGAGCGGAGCCUCAAGCCAGCCCAUCGCAAUUGGGCCAACUUCAGCGAUCUUCAUAGCGAGACCUGGAGGCAUACCAUACUGGGCCGAGAGUUACUGCACAGCGAAUACGUGCUUCCAGAUGACCAGACCUUCGAGCUCGUCAUAUAUGUCUCAUGCAAUGCGAUUGACACGACACUGGAAAGAUCGGUGCUGAUGAGCACUCUCGUCCCUGGUCUGCGAGCCGAGUGCCGAAACUUUGGUAUUGAUCUCCACUUUGUGGAUAUGCGAUGGGGGGAGACAACCCAGUUCGUCUGUGAGCACCGGCUUAUCGAGAUAUAUACAAAGGAGCUGCUGCGAUGUAUCAAGAGCUCUUGCGGCAUGAGCAUGCUCUCCAUCAUCGGAGAUAUGUAUGGGCGAUGCCAUUUUCCGAUCCAGAUGGAGCAAGACCUCGGCGACCUGCUCUUUGACGAAAUCGAGAACAUGUCUCGGAAAGCCAGCGCGGGACUGACGAUGCUGAAGAAAUGGUUCUGGCUUGAUCGCAACACAAACCCUCCAAGAUAUGUUCUGCAGCCAAUCACAACAUAUCUUCCAGGGUUCCUCAUGCCCAGUGACCAACGACUCCACAAGCGGUCGAUGUGGACUUGGUGGAACCGAUGCUUCACCCCUAUCAAGGAGGACCUGCAACACGCAUCUCGAGCCCUGAGACUCCGUCGGCAAAUCUCCAAGGACGUUCACCAGUAUUUCCAUGCAUCUUUGAUCGAGAAAGAGCUCCAACUAUGGCUCCAGUAUGCGGUCGGGGCCAGUCCAGAUCCGACUGACGACUAUUGCAGAGGCGUCGUCAUCAACCGCAGGAUCGAAAACAUCAUCGAAAGAGACUUCAACGCGCGCUUUUAUAUGGACACCCACGGCGAAGACUACGAUACGCUCAAGCCCGUCAAGCACAACAAGCUGGGCAUCAGAUGCUUGGAACUUUUGAUGGAAUCGAUCGAGCCGCAGCUGCAUGUGGGGGACAUAUUCAAGCGAACGGUUCCCUGGGACAGCGAGGGCAUUGUAUAUGACAAUCCAGCCCACCGCGAGUACGUUGAUAAUAUGGUCCAAUACGUUCACGACAAAGCUAUCCAGUCUAUCAAGAGCAUUACAGAGGAUUCUUUGCGGGAUCCACUCUGUCAAGAAGCACUGGUACACCUCAAGCACUGUCGUGCCAAAGCGGCCGACUAUAUCGGACACAUAGAUAUUCUGGAGCGUAUUCUCCAUCACCUUGCUCCUCCAUUCAACCACAAGAGCCCUCCGCUCUUUGUCUCCGGAAUCGACGGCGCUGGUAAAUCCACAGUGGCUUGCCGCGCUCUCCAAAAGCUCGCUGUCGACGCAAAGCACGACGAAAGCACCCCGAUGAUCAUAGUGCGCUUUGUCGGGCUCACUCCAGAGUCAUGCACCAUUGCAAGCAUCAUCAUGUCGAUUUGUCGCCAGAUUACCCGAGCCUUUGCUACGAGCCUGCCUCGAAAUGCCGAGGAGAGCGAAGCCGCGAGCUAUAUAUCCUAUGGACGACUGAAACAUUGCCUCAAAGAGCACUUGAAAUACGCCACCGACGAAAACCCCAUUAUUAUCGUCAUAGAGGGCCUGCACCGUCUAUCCGAAAGCUCGGAUUGUUCUUUGACGUGGUUGCCGAUGACCUUACCAAAGAACGCUCGCAUACUACUCACUGGUACCACCAACCACACGAGCCACCUGGUUUUCCGCGAUCGUCUGCAAACGUUCCCGCUACAGUACCAAAGCAUCAACGAUUGCUUGAUCGAAGUUCCCAACCUUACCCAAGAGCACGGCGAAAAGAUUGUGUAUUCGUGGCUGGCGCGGGAAAACCGGCGACUCAGAGACACCCAAUACCAAACACUCCAGGGCUCGCUUAUCAGCUCCAUCUAUAGCAAAGAGAACGCCUCCACGCCGUUCCUGCUCCGGUUCAUGUACCAGUUCACUAGGAAAUGGGCGUCGCACAAGUUUGCCACCACAAUCCCGUCAAAGCGGAAGGACUUGCUUGAUUCGAUUUGCAAUCAACUGGAGCGGGAGCACGGUGUCAUGCUUGUCUCCCGAACAUUUGCCCUGAUCACCGCUGCCCGCGAUGGGCUCUCGCAAGUUGAGCUCGAGGACAUUCUCUCACUGGACGACGACCUGCUACUUGAGCUGUACCGUAACCAAUCGUUCAAGCUCUCUGUAAGCCGAAUCCCCAGCAUACUGCUGGCGGCUCUGAUUCAGAAUCUUGACUUUCUCCUGACAUGCCAGCCAUGCGGCGAGCUCCAUCACACGCCGCUGCUCAAGUGGAACCACAGCUGUGUGCAGAGUUUCAUGCGGCAUCGAUACCUCAACACAACUCGACAGCGUGGAAACGCAUACGAAAACCUCGCCGACUACUGGAUAGGCAUGUGGUCCCGGGGCAAGCCGUUCGAUGAGGAUGUUCUCGAAAACUCGCCAAUCGAUCUCCCGGAGGGUCGUAACAUCCCGUCGCAGCCAAUCCGGUUUUUCGACGGGAUCAAGUACCGCUGGAACAUCCGCAAAAUCCGUGAGCUUCCGCGGUCACUCACGUACGCACACCGGUGGAGCGAGCUGCAGGAGCUCUUCAGCAACCUCGAAUUUUUUGACGCCAUCAAUCACUCUCAGGGACUUCACGAGAUCCACCGGCUUUUGCAAUGGAUCAUUCGGGAUGCGAAUACAUCGCCGCACUUCAAGAUCUCGGGUGAAUGCGAACAGUUGAUCCGGCAAUGGGCAACCUUCUUCCGAAUCAAGUCCGAGCUCUUUGACUUUGGGGCAUCUCUGCCCCAGCUAUGGGAUACUGAGAUUGCAAAUGCGCCCGAGGGGCUCUUCAAUUCGAAGAACAUUCGGGACACGGUGAGAAAAUCCGUCGCGCAGACCAAGGCGCGACCAUACUGGUUGCUCCGGUUCCUCAGUGCUGCCUGGAAGCCGUCGAUUGUGCAGUCCACCAAGCGGAUGACCUUUCGUCUGCCCAACGUUUCGGUGCUGGGACUGUGCCCCUCGGGCAAACGCCUUACUGGGGCUUCAAGCAAGAGUGACUGUGGGUUUUCUUGGAACGUCGAGACCGGCGAGGAGAUGUGGAAACUGCAGCACCCCACACCCCAGAGCAAAGCCAACAAGUCCAGCAACGGUAUCCUGUGGAUACAGUACCUCCCCAGCGGCAAUAUGCUGCUGACCGGAAACUCGGCUCGCGGCACAGACGUGCGGCCAACCAUCUGCUGCUGGAACUCGACCACAGGGAUACUGGUGUCUACCCUCAACGAAGGAAACAAGGGCGAUCUAACCAAGGGGCACGUCGAAGGCUCGGCGAUUGUGUCGUGCGCCUUCAUUCCCAGCGCGGAAGAGGGCGAGAGCGAUUCGGUUUCGAUGGUCUCGGCCGACUCCAAUGGCAGGAUCAUUGCCUGGGAUGUAUCCAGUGGCAAGAUUGCUGCUCAGGGCGAGACGAUGGCGCCCGGCUACCCGCCCUCAGUCGCCAUCUCCUGCAACGGCAUCAUUGCCGCAUGCACUGUGGCCGGCAUCGACUGGUUCAAGUGGGACCUGCAUCACAUUGCAGCAACGACAGGAGCCAUCAGCAGCCCGGACCGAUCCGCAGCCACAGUUACCCCUGCGGCGUUUUCCCCUGACGGAACCACCCUCUUCACAGCCACGCCAGUCGGUGACAAGACACUCAUCCACGCCCGCGACCCCUACACUCGCUUGGUUCUGUGGGAAACCACACAUGCAGGACUGGCCCAGAGCAUCGCAGUUUAUCCGGAUGGAACUUGUCUGGCGUCGAGCAGUGUCGGCGGCUUCGUCUACAUUUGGGAUCUGACCUCGUGUAUCCGAAGCUCGAGCAUGAAGGUAUCGAUGCCAGCGCCUCCGCUCAUCCACUCGUUCUCCCUCAAAGAGUUUUGUCAGUGCUCGAUUGAUUCUCUGGGGGUCCUGUCGGCGAAUGCCUUCCUCAAUGGCCUGGGCAAGACCUUCAAGCCCUUCGUGCCAGCCAUGAAGCCGCUGCUUCCACGAGGCGACGACGGCAGCCGGACCGAGCUGCGAACAGCUGUCAUCAUGCCCCAACCUCCUUUCACCAUGGCCACAGCCUCGUGCACAGACGGCCAAGUCUCGGUCUGGAACUUGGAUGCGCUUUCGCUUGCACCCCGCCCGGCCAUUACCGCCCUAUCCUUUUCGGACUGUGGCCGAUAUGCCGUGAGCCUUGGAGGUGGAGGGAGCGCAUCAGGAGCACCGGCUACCGACCAGAGCAUUAUGAUAUGGGAGGUCGACGAAGCCGUCACCUGCUAUGCGUGGCCGGUCGCAGCCGAGCUGGCAAAGAAGGGCAGCGUCGCUCUAUCUGUCGCCUCGGUUCAGUUUUGUCAAAGACGGGAUGCCGCCGAGCCGUCGGUGGUGGUCGUACUGAUGCAAGGCCCGCAGUCGUAUCACAUCAAGAUCGUGGGCGUCGAUGGGACACUCGAACUCUCGACCGAGCUCCGGCUUUUGGAUCUGGAAGCGGCUCGGGAGGCCAAGGUUGUUGCCGCAACAGCCGACGGCAUGCUCCGUACCCUGGCUGUUUUGCUGUGGGUUCCAGAGUACCGGAUCAUGCGACUGGUGCUGCUCCGGAUUGUGUCCGACAAGGAUACGACCCCGAUCGCAAUCAAGGAUGUUCCUAUGGAGGCGCUGCAGCCUGAGCACUCGUACGAUCUGCACUGGCGCUAUUUGGAUUCAACAAGUGUCGCCCAGCUGAGCAGCGACAGGCUCCAUGAGGGCUGGUCUGCAAGUAAUCCGUCUGGAGACAAUCAGCGCCGAAGUGCAGCCGCGGUUGUGGAUGACACGAACAACUCGUUGGGAUCCGAGAACGAGCAGAGACAGCUUCGCCGUCCUCGGGACAGCAACUCAGCGGCUGCAGCAGAACCUUCCCAUGGAGACGAGCAGUCCAUUGGCCCGUCUGUGGGCCCGAGUCAAAGCAAUGAUCCCAGCGGCGAACCCGGUCUGGAGGGGGCUGACCGCCCGCAGAACGUGGCCGACUUGCAGCCCAUCGACGCCCAACCACCUGUGCAGGCUUUCGAGGAAGUUAUCGAUUUGUUUGACCGACGCAAGUGCACCGCGGUACUCUCCUGGCGGAUUGCCGGUGAGAACGAUACUCGCGUGAGCCUGGCCGAUCCCCAGCUCCCGCCGGCGCAAGUCUCGCUGCGGAUCGAGUGCCGAGAGGCCGCAAGCCGCCUGCUGGUUGAGCUGCAGCAUGAGUCCGGGGAUGGCAUCGGAUACUCGAUCAAGACAUCCGGCGCUCCGGUGGAUGCGGCGCUUGUGCAGAGCGAUAGUCGAGGCGAGGACAUGAUUGUCGCGGUGGUUGACAAGCAUGGGAUGCUCGCUGUGCACCGAUGCAUCGAUGGACGAGGCAGCGAGCUGAUCGCAGCCACAAGUAUCGGAGUGACCGUUACGGGACUCUCGUUCGGCAGGGCAAGGGGCGUCCUUGGCGUAUAUGGGUGCGAUGGAUUCCUGUCGCUGCUGUGCUUGAGCCAGCCAGUCUCAGACAGCACCAUUGCCGUCUCGGCGCACCUCUCGUCGACUGGACUUCGUGUCUGACCGGAUCCACGAAAGCAAAAGUGAAU
Molecule: messenger RNA, 6401 nt
Organism: Polychytrium aggregatum
Lineage: Eukaryota; Fungi; Chytridiomycota; Chytridiomycetes; Polychytriales
Exons: 13
Coding region: 1-6375 (2124 amino acids)
Molecular function (GO): protein binding
Source: RefSeq, a predicted model, not a curated record